Synchiropus splendidus (mandarinfish) is the source of this 5448-nucleotide messenger RNA. Its product is annotated as vitellogenin-like. Gene Ontology annotation, biological process: lipid transport. The record is from RefSeq and is a predicted model, not a curated record. NCBI's taxonomy places the organism in Eukaryota, Metazoa, Chordata, Actinopteri, Syngnathiformes, Callionymidae. Gene Ontology annotation, molecular function: lipid carrier activity. The transcript has 29 exons.
AUGAGAGUGGUUGUGCUCGCCCUGUCUCUGGCCCUCGUGGCUCCAGAGUUUGCUGCUGGGAAGACAUACACGUACAAGUAUGAGGCUCUACUCCUCAGCGGGGUGCCAGAGCAAAGUACGGCAAGAGCCGGCCUGAAGGUCAGCAGCAAAGUCCUUAUCAGUGCCACAUCUCAGAACAUGCUGAUGCUGAAGCUGGUAGAACCUGAGAUCCUUGAGUACAGCGGCAUGUGGCCAAAGGAUCCCAUGACUAAAGCUACCAAACUGACUUCCGCACUGACAUCUCAGCUCAUGACACCCAUCAAGUUUGAGUAUGACCACGGUGUGGUUGGCAAAAUGUAUGCUCCAGCGGGAGUCUCUGUCACGGUGAUGAACAUCUACAGAGGCAUCCUGAAUGUCCUUCAGCUGAACAUCAAGAAGACCCAGAAUGUCUACGAGCUGCAGGAGGCUGGAGCGCAGGGAGUGUGCAAGACCCUCUAUGCCAUCACUGAAGACGAAAAGGCUGAGCGCAUCCUGCUGACAAAGACCAGGGAUCUGGACCAUUGUCAGGAGAGGAUUGUGAAGGACCUGGGGUUGGCAUACACUCAGACAUGUGCCAAGUGCCAGCAGGUUUCCAAGUCCCUGAGAGGAGCAACUGCAUACAACUACAUCUUGAAGGAGGUUUCUAGUGGGGUCAUGAUUCUUGAGGCAACAGUCAACGAGCUGAUUCAGUACACCCCCUUCACCGAGGUCAACGGCGCUGCGCAGAUGGAGACCAAGCAAUCCUUGGUAUUCGUUGAGAUUACUAAAGGACCCAUCAUUCCCAUCAAUGCAGCUUACAUCCACCGUGGAUCUCUGAAGUACGAGUUUUCCAAUGAGCUCCUUCAAACACCCAUUCAGAUGGUGAGGGUCCGGAACAUCCAGUCCCAGGUAUCCCCACUUCUCUUAGUAAAAUCAGAGGAUCGAUUCAAGAGCAUUUCCGACCUGUCUAAGUCCUCCCGGCUGUAGAUUUUGCAGAUUCUGGACCAUCUGGUGGUUCACAACAAGGAACGAGUCCACGAGGAUUCCCCCUUGAAAUACAUGGAGCUGGUGCAGUACCUGCGUAGUGCUCAUUUUGAGGACCUGGAAAUGAUUUGGAACCAGUUCAAACACAAACCUGAUUACAGGUGACAUGUUCAUCUGAAUGUUGAUGUCAAUGACUUAUGGAACAGCAUGAGUCAUCAUUGAUUCAUGUACAGGAAAUGGAUCAUCGAUGCCGUUCCUUCCAUUGGCAACGAAGUUGCUCUGAAGUUCAUUAAGGAAAAGAUCUUGGCCAAUGAGCUGACUAUGGCUGAAACAGCUCAAGCCUUGAUCGCAUCUAUUCACUUGGUGACGGCCAACAGCGCCGCCAUCAAGGAGAUCGAGUCUCUGCUGGUCAACAACAAAAUCAUUGAGAACCAAAUUCUCCGUGAGAUUGUCUACCUUGGCUAUGGAACAAUGAUUUCCAAGCACUGCGUCGACAAGGCUGUCUGUCCAUCUGAACUGAUCAAGCCCAUCCAAGAGCAACUUGCAGAUGCCGUAGCCAAAGACGAAACCAGGGACAUCGUCCUGUUCUUAAAGGUUCUGGGUAAUGCUGGUCUUCCAACCAGCAUUAAGCCAAUCACAAAGAUCCUGCCCAUCCACGGCACUGCUGCUACAUCCUUGCCCAUGAGAGUUCACUCUGAUGCCAUCAUGGCCCUGAGGAACAUUGCAAGGAAGGAACCCAGAAUGAUCCAGGAUUUGUCUCUUCAGCUUUACAUGGACAAGGCUCUCCACCCUGAGCUCCGUAUGCUUGCUUGCAUCGUGCUGUUUGAGACCAGGCCACCCAUGGGACUAGUGACAACUCUGGCCAAUAUAGUGAAGAAUGAGGAGAAUCUGCAAGUGGCAAGUUUCACCUACUCUCACAUGAAGUCCCUGACCAGAAGCACCACUAUUCCUCAUGCGUCUGUUGCUGCCGCCUGCAAUGUUGCCAUCAAAAUCCUCAGCUCAAAGCUGGAUAGAAUGAGUAUGCGUUUCAGCAAGGCCGUGCACAUGGACAUCUUCAACACUAACUACAUGGUUGGAGCUGCUGCGAGCACUUUCUACAUCAAUGACGCUGCCACCAUCCUGCCAAGAUCUGUCAUCGCCAAGGCCACCGCCUACAUCGCUGGAGCUGCUGCCGAUGUCCUUGAGUUUGGAGUGAGAACCGAAGGAAUCCAGGAGGCUUUCUUGAAGAACUCUGCUAUCACUGAAAACGUGGACAGGAUCACCAAAAUGAAGCGCGUCAUUAAGGCUAUCUCAGACUGGAGGUCUCUUCCUGUGUAUCCGCCUCUGGGUUCCGUCUAUAUCAAGUUAUUUGGACAGGAAGUUGCUUUCGCCAACAUCGACAAAUCCUGGGUGGAUCAGGCAAUUGCAGUAAGUUUCAAUUCAGUCAAGGAACUUCCCGACUCCUGAAAGUCAAAGCAAAUUGUUCCACAACAGAUCGCGACUGGACCCUCUGUUGAGAAUACGGCAAGAGACAUUGUGAAGAGUCUGCUCUCUGGCAUUUCCCUCAACUUCAUUAAGCCAGUCCUGGCUACCGAAAUGAGGCGUAUUUUGCCAACUGCUGCCGGUCUGCCAAUGGAGCUGAGUCUCUACACUGCUGCCGUCGCGGGCGCAAAUGUUGAAUUCAAGGCCAAAGCUACACCAAGUCCACCAGACAAUUUCCGCCUCAGUCACCUUUUGAAGACCAACAUUGAGCUUCAAACAGAGAUGAAACCAAGCAUUGCCAUGAACUCCUUUGCUGUGAUGGGCAUCAACACAGAGAUCAUUCAGGCUGUCGUGCUGUCCAGAGCAAGUGUCAACUCAUUCAUUCCUGCAAAAAUUGAGGCAACACUGGACAUUGCUGAGGGUCACUUUAAGAUUGUGGGCCUGCCUGUGGGCUCACAUGAGCACUUUGGAUAUGCACACAUCGAGACGAACGCUAUUGUGAGGAAUUUUGAGGAACCAUCGGGCGAGAAAAGUACUCCCGUCAUUCCAAUGAAGGUUGUGAAGACAGCAGAAAUAAUCUCAUCUCGUAUGGUUUCCAACGCCGCAAGUGUGGUAAGUUAACUUUUUUAUCAGCAUGAAGGAAAUUAUUUUGAAGUCGUAUUCAUACUGCCACAGUCCAAAUCCUCUGAGAUGGUCGAGCCAGAAAUUGACUCAGUGGUAGAGCCCAUCAUCAAGAACAAACGGGAGAUAUUUCAGAAGAAGUACUGCGCUAAAGUCGCUGUCGUCGGAGUGAAGACCUGUUUCAAAUUAGAGAGACAAAAUGUUGCUUCCAAGAAGACCAUUUUCAACUGGUUGAUUGGAAAGAAUUCCAUUGCUUGGUCCAUGAUUCCAAUUGAAGGCAAGGCCGUUGAACGACUGGAGAUGGAGGUCCAGGUUGGAGCAAAAGCAGCAGAGAAACUGAUCAAGAGGAUCAAUCUGAGUGGGGAAGAGGAGGAGGAGGAGGCAAUGCCUCCAGUUAAACCAGUGCUGGCCAAGCUCAAGAAAAUCCUGACUCCUGGUCUGAAGAACAGCACCAUGUCAUCCUCGUCUUCCAGCUCAAGCCAUUCUAGUUCAAGCCUUGGCUCAAAGUCCUCCGCUUCUAGCUCUUCUUCUCGACUUAGCAGCAAGCCAGUCAAGCCCCUCAGUAAGCGACGCAGCGUGAGCGUCAGUAGCAGCAGUCGUGUAAGCAGCAAGAGCAGCAGCAGCAGCAGCAGUCGCGUCAGCAGCAGCAGCAGAGUUGGCAGCAAGAGCAGCAGUAGCAGCAGCAGCAGCAGCAGUCAAGUUAGCAGCAAGAGCAGCAGCAGCAGCAGAUCCUCUCUGAAGAGAAAGUCUUUCAAAUUCAGCUCAGAGUCCAGUCUGGAAUCUCUCUUCACCUCUAGCUCCAGCUCCAGCUCCAGCUCCAGUGCAUCCAUUGAGCCCAUCUCCAAGCGAGUGGACAACCGUCAGAAGUUUGUCAGACACCACAAGAAGCAGAUGAUCCGCCCCAAAGCUACCUCAGCAGAAAUGUCCAGGAGCAGAAGCAGUGCCUCUAGCUUUGAAGCCAUCUACUCAAAGAAAAAGUUCCUUGGCAAGGAAGUUGAGCCUUCACUGGCCAUCAUCUUCCGCGCCGUGAGAGCAGAUCAGAAGGUCGAGGGAUUCGAAAUCUCUGCUUACCUUGACAAGCCUGCUGCAAGACUUCAAAUCAUUCUGGCUGCGCUGGCUGAAGAAAACAACUGGAAGUUCUGCGCCGAUGGCAUCAUUCUCAGCAAGCACAAAGUCACUGCAAAAUUCGCAUGGGGAGCUGAGUGCAAGCAAUAUGACACCAUAAUCAUAGCUGAGACUGGUCUCCUCGGACCAAACCCAGCCGCUCGCCUUAGACUGGCCUGGACUGAGAUCCCUUCUGUUGUGAGACGCUACGCCAACAUGGUGAUAAAAUACAUUCCCGAAUACAUUUGGGCUGACUGGAUUCACGGCAAGGAAUUAAACAGUGAAAAGCAGCUGUCGCUCACUCUGGUGGCCACAUCUGACAAAACUCUGGAGCUGAUCGGAAAGACACCAACACGCACCCUCUACAGGCUCAACCUGCAUCUUCCCAUCGCUCUGCCACUUGACGACAUGACCGGCUUGGUUCCUUUCGAUGACCUCAGUGAAAAGAUCAGCUUCAUCAUGUCCAAAGCUGGAGCAGCCGAGUGCCGCUACGAGAAAGAGACGCUGACCACAUUCAACAAGAGGAAAUUCAAAAACGAGAUGCCACUGUCUUGUUACCAAGUUGUGGCCCAGGACUCUACGGAGGAGAUGAAGUUCAUGGUCUUGUUGAAGAAGGACCACGUCGAACAGCACCACCUCAAUGUCAAGGUUGCCGACAUUGAUAUCGACCUGUAUCCCAGGAAUUCUGACAUGAUAGUGAAGGUCAACGGAAUGGAAAUCCCUAUCAGCAACCUGCCAUACCAGCAUCCUACAGCUCGAAUCCAGAUCAGACCACGUGGUGAGGGCAUUUCUGUCAUCGCACCCAGCCUGGGACUUCAUGAGGUCUACUUUGGAAGAAACUCCUGGGGGGUAAGAGUUUCUGACUGGAUGAAGGGGAAAACUUCUGGACUUUGCGGGAGAGCUGACGGUGAAAUUAAGCAGGAGUUCCACACACCCUAUGGACGUGUGACCAAAAGCCCCGUCAGCUUUGCUCACUCUUGGGUUCUGCCUGCUGAGACCUGCCGCGACACGUCUGAGUGCCGUAUGAAGCUUGAAUCCGUGAUGCUGGAGAAGCAGAUGGUUCACCAUGGCCAAGAUUCCAAAUGUUUCUCUGUGGAGCCUGUGUUGCGCUGCCUGCCUGGGUGCUUCCCUGUAAAGACCAUCCCAGUCACGGUUGGCUUCCACUGCCAGGCAACUGCAACCCCAGUGAUGCCACCAGCCAGAAUUUACGAGUCGAGCGUGGACCUGAGGGAAACAGCAGAAGCUCACAUGGCCUGCAGCUGCACCGCUCAGUGUGCUUAA